Penaeus monodon (black tiger shrimp) is the source of this 2022-nucleotide messenger RNA. RefSeq names its product proton-coupled folate transporter-like. Gene Ontology annotation, molecular function: transmembrane transporter activity. The record is from RefSeq and is a predicted model, not a curated record. Gene Ontology annotation, cellular component: membrane. Bases 121 to 2013 code for a protein of 630 amino acids. The transcript is spliced from 7 exons. Gene Ontology annotation, biological process: transmembrane transport. NCBI's taxonomy places the organism in Eukaryota, Metazoa, Arthropoda, Malacostraca, Decapoda, Penaeidae.
CACGCGACAUCAGCAAUACAUUUACAAAAUGUUUACUUGCUUUUCCAUAAAUGAAGUCUGAUUCUAGGACUGACCUUCUUUACAGUUCGCUACCCAGCCAAGACUCAGACUUCAAGCAACAUGACCGCAUGGAUCGGAUCGGCUGUGCUGGGGGCGCUCAAAUCCGUGUCCGUUGAGCCCGUGAUGCUGGUGGACGGAGCGUGCAAUCAAGCGAUGCUUCUCUUCAUCGAGAACGUUCAGAUGAACAAAAUUUGUUCUAUCAAACUUGGCCUCCCUGAUCAGGUGUGCAACAACCUGUCUGAACAUCCCGAGAAGGACGUUUUAGUUCAGAGAGAGUUCAGCGUCUUCGCCUUCUACAACAGCAUCAUCAUGUCUAUCAUUCCUCUCAUCUUCGUGCUCUUUAUGGGAGCUUGGAGUGAUAAAUACGGAAGGAAGAUUCCUUUGCUGAUGACGCUGAUUGGCCAUGUCAUGUACGCCGGAGGAUAUCUCUUGAGCAACUGGCAGACGUCUUGGCCCGUCGAGGUCAUCUACCUCGUCACCGUCUUGGAGGCUUUGGGCGGCGGCAACGUGGGCCUCUUGUGUACCACCAUCAGCUACAUCAGUGAUAUUUGCCCCGAGAAAACUCGCACCUCUCGCGUCAGCACAGCCAACUCUCUGUGGUACCUUGGGGGUCCUGUGGGCACCCUGCUUGGGGCGCUGGUCAUUAAGUACGGCGGCUACAACUUGGCUCUCCUGCUGGUCCUGCUGGCCUACCUCUCGGCCGUCCUGUACGUGGCGUUCGUCAUCAAAGAAUCGCACGGACCUUUCGCCAAGACAAAUUUGCAGGACAAUGAAUCAGCCAAGCAAGAAGCAAGUCUCGACAGCAAGGAUGUGUCCAAACUGCGCAUGGCGUCCGAUUUCUUCAACUGGCGGCGUGUGGUCGAGUCGUUCAAGACGGCGUUCAGACAGCGCGAGGGCAACGCUCGCAUGUUCAUCAUGGCCAUCAUCCUCAGCAACAUGCUCCGUCGCGUCGCUAGAGGUUUCUUCAUGUACAUGUUCGUGCGUCGCGCCCUGUCCUGGGAGGCCACCGACUACGGCUACUGGAUCACCUAUCGGAACCUGCUUGCGGCCAUCGGUUCGCUGUUUCUGGUGCCGAUCCUCACCAAGAUGCUGUCUUUUACGGACGCCUCGCUGGCCGUGCUGGGCUCCUUAUCCAUCAUGGGCGAAUAUGUGUGCUACAGUCUUGUCAACGGCGUGUCUCAGGCGUUCCUCAUGUGGUUGGGACCUCCCGUCGGCGUCAUCUCCAACGCCAGCGUCAUCGCCUUUAGAUCGUUGUCCACCAAACUUGUCAGCAAAGAGGAGAAAGGUCGCAUCAGCGCAGUCAUGGCCGCCAUGAAUGGCCUGAUGCCCAUGGUCGCCUACGCCGCCUAUUCCCCCAUUUACUACAUGACAGUUGACACAUUGCCAGCUGCCCAGUUCUUCUUCGGGGCCUCACUCAACGUGCUUAUCAUGAUCAUAUUCAUAGUCAUCCAGUUGAUGAGCGUUUCGUCUUCUUACGAAACAAAGGAUUUAGAAUCCGGCGACAAAAAGGACAAGAAUCUUUUCAAGGACUUCAGGAACAAAUCCACGGUUACACUGAAAUCUAUUGCAAGGACUCUUAGCGGCCCUGUAGGCGAGACGCCCUCACAAGAGGCUACACAGAAUGAUAAAUAUAAGGUUCAGUCAGUCGAGAGGCAGAACACAGUUGCGACAGCAGUUGAGAGGACCACUACCGACGAAGGAAAGGGGAUAGAUGUGAGCAUGGCGCAUGAAAUAACCUUAGGUCACGAGAAAUGGAAUGGAAUGCCGCAGUAUGGCGCAGUCAUUCCUUCAGAUUUUCCAUUUGACGAAAGUGAUAAGAAAUCAUCUCCGAAUGGUGGAGAGAGUGACUGUGAAGCGAGAGAUCACUGUAGCUGUAGAGUGGCCAGAGAAGAAGCCAGUUGUUAUUCCAACAAGAUGAGUGAUACGCAGAUCACUGCCUCGGAGACUCCUUGAUAAGGCCGA